Mauremys reevesii (Reeves's turtle) is the source of this 3000-nucleotide messenger RNA. Its product is annotated as hepatitis A virus cellular receptor 1 homolog. Bases 752 to 1399 code for a protein of 215 amino acids. Lineage: Eukaryota; Metazoa; Chordata; Testudines; Geoemydidae. The transcript has 7 exons. The record is from RefSeq and is a predicted model, not a curated record.
GUGAACACUUGGGAAUUCAUUAAUACCAAUGUUUCUCCUAGGAGCUCCCUCCUCUGUGUCUCCUUUUCAUCCAUCUCUCUGCAGUACACAUUCAUGUGAACUCUUUUGCUAUGUCUAUGCAAUGUGGCUAAACAAAGAGGGACAAGGGGGGGCAGGGAGAAACAUCAAAAAUAUUCUGUACUUCACCACAGUCUGGGUGUAAGAAACAGGUCCAGCUGAACAGAGUUUAACUGCAAGUGGCAAUAAGGAGAAUCUGAGCUCAAUGCUAUUUCAGAAACUGUGGUCACGCAGGUUGUAACCAGGGCUUCUGAAAUGCUUCUGAGCAGUUUGCUCUUUCAGUUAAAGCAUGUGCACCCAUUGGCAGCAACAGCUAAUUGCUAGUGUGGACACGGAGAAAGAGAGCAAAAGGCUAACCACAGGAAAAGUCAACCCUGAUUAGGCCUAUGAGCAAUAUUCAGUGUGUUACGUGUGACAUCAUUUGUGACAUUAGGGAAGUGAAAAUAAAAGAUUGUGUCAGAAAAGAACAUUUUUUUCCCCCUCAAGUGCUUGAGAAGUUUAAAGAAGACUGUUCUCUGCCUUCUCUUCAGUUAUCACCAUGGCUCCUUAUUUCAUCUUGCAGUGGAUCCUAAUGGUCCUAUUUACAGGUAACUAAGGUCUCACAGUGUCAGGCUCUCCAGUGAGAGGAGUGGUGGGUCAGAACGUCACUUUGCCCUGUAAAUACCGAGUUAAUCACCAAAAUGACAUCACAACAAUGUGCUGGGGCCGGGGCAGCUGUCCUUCUUCUCAGUGUUCUCAGACAAUUCUCUGGACAGAUGGACGGAGGGUGAUGGAGCGUCAGUCCAGCAGAUACUGGUUAGAAGGGAAUCUCGCUCAGGGGGAUGUGUCCCUCACCAUCGUGAAUGUGGCAGAAGCAGACGGAGGGAUGUACUGCUGCCGUGUGGAGAUCACUGGUUGGUUCAAUGAUCAGAAGAACAAUCUGGAAGUUGUGAUUGAGAAAGCGAGGACCUCCACUGCAGGCCCUCACCCUUACACACCUGAACACACCUCAGCUGCUGCGAAUGCCAGUGACACAUCUUCCGCCAUCUCCCCACAAUGGCCAUUGGUUUUCAGUUCAGAAGCCCCUGAGGAUGUUUCAAUACAGACUAUGCUGACAUCAAUCCAUCAGCAAAUGGGGCCAGAAUCCACGCGGGCAGGGGUGCAUGUUGGAAUCAGCGUUUUUGUGGUACUUCUAGUCAUCCUGGUUUUGGCACUAAUUCUAUCCAAAAGGUAUUUCCCCAACAGACAGAAGCUGAAGACUUUGGCAAGCUCAGUCUCAUUUUCCAACGCAGAACAUGGAGGCCUCCAGAGCACGUUGGAAGCUGGAGACCAUGCAGAAGAGAAUAUUUAUACGAUGGGCUAAGGAAUGAUUGGAUGCUUCCCUGUAGCAACUCUGUGGCUUUCGCCAGUUACUACAAAACCAGCACAGUUUAUACAGCACUCUAAAGGAUAUGUUCUACUGACCACUUCUAACCCUUCUUUGAUACAACUGAGGACAAUGAAGAGGGGUGCUCCUGGUGGAGGGCACAUGGACUCACAAACUGUUACUGGCAUCAUUCCAGUAAAGCAAGAAGUGUCUACAAAUUCCAGGCUAAGACUUUGCCAGUCUAUUGCAGACCCAAGACUCCCACCGUUUAGUGUCAUUCUCAGAAUCCAUUCAUCGAAUGGGAGCGAUAUGCGUAUUACAUUUGUUAUCAGAUGCAAAUUGCCACUUCUGAUAGUGAAUGAGAGCAACACCACAAUGCCUAAGCAGCUGAGAAGAGAGAAGCGACAGUCCACUUUCCUAUUUACCCGUGUCUCCAGCAUUGUUGUCUCUCCCUUGACGCUGGAUUUCCUGGGGCAGGAUGGCACAGCCAGGAACCAUGCUGUGCCAUCUGCAGGGAUGAGCAGGCUGUGGCACUUGUGAUGAUGUAGAUGUAAAGAGGGAUUUGUUUAUGUGAAUGUUUCAAGCAACAAAAGUUUAACUGCAUUUCUGCUAAGGCAAAAUAUAUUCAUUCUUGGUUACCAGUGAGGGUUCAAUCCUGCUGGGUCCUAAGUGCUUCCAGGAAGAUGCUGAAACUCCUCAGCUUCUGAGAAGUCAAUCGGAAUGGAGAGUACUCAGCACUUCUCAGAAGGCACUCAGCACCUUGGCAGGUCAGGCUCUUAAUACAUAGAAUAUGGACAUUUUGUUGGCUCAGUUAAUUAUGACUAAGCACGUUUUACUUUGGAAACAAUACAUCCGGUUCUUCCUCUGUGCUUUUUAAAAACCUGAUAUGAUUCAUACCAUGAACCACAUUAGUGACAGGCUCUCCCAUUUCCAGAACUCUAGGAAACUAGAAAAAACACUAGCUACCCUGAAGAAUGAAUAAUAAAUUCCUCUCUCUGCUGUUACCAAGGGGAAACUGAGUCAUGUUGGAAGGGUACGUCAGAGAUCUUGGUAAUGCAACAAAUGUUGAGCUAAAUUCUGCUCUCCACUUACAUCAGUAUAAAUCCAAAAUAACUCCCCUAACCAAACUGAAAUUUGAAUUGGAUUUAAGCCGUGUAAGGAGACAGCAGGCUGAGACAAAUUCUGCUUCCCGCAUACACGGCUGUAACUGGCACCCCAGUUCAUGGAACUGGUUUUGGACUUGUGGCCCCCAUGCGUUUUGGUCGAGGGACACUGCAAAACAAAGAAUGAGGAUGUCCCAUAAUGAGCUGGAUUGGGAUGAGCCAGCAUAUUUCAUUUUGUACGGUCAUGCAGCAGAACACAACCUAACUGGUACAAAUUCAGGUAGUUCUGGUGGGAAGAACAGUUUUGCUCAGCUGUUUUUUAAAACCCACUUUUUCACCAGCUAUUUCUAGAAAACUAGAGCAGAUUUCCUGAGACUGCAAAGACCUAGUAUGUGCAAGAGAGAGCCAAAUAUCUCCUGAUAUAGAUUCUAGGGCUGGAAGGGACCUUGAGAGGUCAUCAAGUCCAAUCCCCUGCCCUCGUGGCAGGACCAAAUA